AUGGGUUGCCUGAACUUGAGCAAUGAGACCAGGCAUCCUUACACCGCCCGGACCUCGGCGCCGCUCACCCUCCUGGUGGGCGUCCUCAUCCUACUGACCGUGUUCGGCAACGUCAUGGUGGUCAUGGCCCUGACCACCAGCCGGGCGCUGAGAGCCCCCCAGAACCUGUUCUUGCUCUCCCUGGCCUGCGCCGACAUCCUGGUGGCCACCUCGGUGAUGCCCUUCUCCCUGGCCAACGAGCUGAUGGGCUACUGGUACUUUGGCAAAGUGUGGUGCGAAAUCUACCUGGCCUUGGACGUCUUUUUCUGCACCUCGUCCAUCGUCCACCUGUGCGCCAUUAGCUUGGACCGAUACUGGUCCAUCACCCGGGCCAUCGAGUACAACCUGCUGAGGACGCCGCGCCGGAUCAAAAGCACCGUCUUUAUCGUUUGGAUGCUGGCGGCCCUUAUUUCCUUCCCGCCUCUAAUCACCAUGAAGAAGGACGAAGGCAAAGAGGACCGGCCCGAAUGCAAAAUUAACGACGAGCUUUGGUACAUUGUCUUCUCCAGCACCGCCUCCUUCUUUGCGCCUUGCGCCAUCAUGGUGCUGGUCUACGUGAGGAUCUACCAGGUCGCCAAGCAGAGAACUCGAGCGCCUCCGGGUGAGAGGUCGAGACAAAACGGAAACUCGAAGGAUCCCAAGUGCAUCGAGGAGGAGGAGGAGGAGGAGGGGAAAGUCCGAGGAGAGGAGGAAGUGGACGAGGAACAAUCUUCGUCCGACGGGAACGAAGUAGCGUUGUGCUCCCUGAAGAAGAAACGCCCCGUUCAGAGGUGGAGAGCCGAAAGGUGGAAAGGCAGACAGCGGCGAGAGAGGCGCCUCACCUUGGUCCUGGCCGUGGUGGUGGGAGUCUUCGUCCUCUGCUGGUUCCCCUUCUUCUUCACGUACACGCUCACGGCCGUGUGCGCGUGCUGCGUGCCCGAGACGCUCUUCAAGAUGUUCUUCUGGCUGGGCUACUGCAACAGCUCCCUCAACCCCGUCAUAUACACCAUAUUCAACCACGACUUCCGGAGGUCCUUCAAGAAGAUUCUCUGCAAAAAAGGCCGCUGA
Molecule: messenger RNA, 1086 nt
Organism: Nerophis lumbriciformis (worm pipefish)
Lineage: Eukaryota; Metazoa; Chordata; Actinopteri; Syngnathiformes; Syngnathidae
Product: alpha-2A adrenergic receptor-like
Biological process (GO): G protein-coupled receptor signaling pathway
Cellular component (GO): plasma membrane
Molecular function (GO): epinephrine binding; alpha2-adrenergic receptor activity
Source: RefSeq, a predicted model, not a curated record